Messenger RNA from Porites evermanni, 1260 nucleotides. The record is from the annotation of a GenBank genome assembly. NCBI's taxonomy places the organism in Eukaryota, Metazoa, Cnidaria, Anthozoa, Scleractinia, Poritidae.
AUGGACACUUUUAAUGUACAGUGGUCACAAUGUUUUUUAUGCUCCCCCCCCCCUUUUAGUGUGAUCACGAGAACCCUUCAGAAAAUACAGCAGGAUCAAGCGACAGGCUUGUUGGUUGCGAACUUUUGGACGACUCAAACAUGUUGGCCACCUCUGACAAGGAUGCUAAUACAUUUAAGCACCUCUAUUACUACCGAAAAGAAAGAACACACUGUACCUUCCUCAGGACCCCAGUGCGGUACACCCACUGCACAGUCAGAUGUCUCUACUCCUCCGCCACUUGUCCGGCAACAUUUGCAGAGUUAAGGAAUUUCAUAAUCAGCUUCUGACAUUAUCAUGUAGUCCUGGCGGACCAGCACAGGAGUCCAAUACAGCUCUUAUAAAUGGUUGGAAUACUGUCAUAAAUGGCAAAUUAAUCCAGUUUCACCACCUGUGGCAAGCGGGCUCAACGUUCUUGUGGAGCUUUAUCACAAGGGACUCAGUUACAGUGCGUUAAACACUGCAAGGAGUGCAUUGGCCAGUGUCAUUGUAUUACAGGAUAACCAGUCCUACCAGUCCUUUGGUAAUCACCUGCUUGUUUCUCACUUUCUAAAGGAAAGAUUUACGACAAGAUCAGCGCUACCUAAAUACAGAGAAGUAUGGGAUGUGAACACAGUUCUUGAACAUUUAAAAACUUUACACCCUGCAGAGACUUUAUCCUUAAAACUGUGGUCAUUAAAAAUAGUUAUUUUGAUGGCCGUAUUGUCAGGCCAACGCUGCCAGACCAUUCAUGCUUUAACUUCAAAGGACAUGAAAACCUCAAACAACAAAGUAAUGUUUAUUGUAAAUGAUUUAUUAAAAACUAGUAAACCCGGUAAAGAAUGUACUAAGUUAGAAUUUCAGUCCUUCGAUGAAGAUCCUCGAAACUGUGUAGUGAGGUAUCUCUCUGAACACCUGGGUAUUCAGAGAGAUACCAAAAACCUGAGGCAUGAUCAUCAUAAGUUACUUGUUAGUUCUCAGAAACCACACAGGCCAGUCUCCAAGGACACUGUUAGUAGAUGGUUCAAGAUGGGAUUUAAACUUACUGGCAUAGAUAGUUCCACCUUUAGUGCCCACAGCACAAGAGCUGCAUCAACCUCAGCUGCAAAAGCCCAGAAACUCUCAAAUACCACCAUCAUGGCUACUGCUGGGUGGUCAUCUGAAAACACCUUAACAAAAUAUUACAACAAAACAAUUUCCAAAGCAACAGAUAACUUUGGAAAACAACUAGUCAAGGCUUUG